Moesziomyces aphidis is the source of this 807-nucleotide messenger RNA. The record is from the annotation of a GenBank genome assembly. Lineage: Eukaryota; Fungi; Basidiomycota; Ustilaginomycetes; Ustilaginales; Ustilaginaceae.
AUGCUUGCUCUUCCCCCACCAAUCCUCAAGCCAUCUAUCAGAAGCGUAAGCGUCUUUGCCUCCAGCAGCUCGCAUCCGUCAGCACUCCGUCCCAGAACAAGUGAUCCUAAUUCUCCACCCCAUCUUCACCAUCUCGAUCUCGAUCUAUCGCAUCCUUCCGUCACUAUAGAAAAAUGGUCAACGUUCCUAAGACGCGCAGGACUUACUGCAAGGGCAAGCCCUGCAAGAAGCACACGUGAGUAUUCUACCGACAUCAAUCAGCACCAGCACAGCAUCAGCACAGCACACGCCGCCGAGUACAAAGCAGACAUGGAGCAUUUGUGGGAUGGAACAGCGCACGGUGGGAAGCAGAGCCGCCUUCCGCGACAUCAUCGUUGCACCUCUCCGCAGACGCACGCAGUGAUGUCGCAUUCGCCUGGACAGAGGCCGGAGAGGAAAGGAUCGUCGGACAUCAGCAUCAGGGACACAGGCAGACCCGCGCAUCCGCCUCGAGCAGAAGAGAUUGCAGCGGUAAUGGUGGAUCGCAUCGGAUUCCGCUUCUACGACACCCCUCACAAGAUCACCCAGUACAAGACUGGUAAGGCUUCGCUGUACGCUCAGGGUAAGCGUCGUUACGACAGGAAGCAGAAGGGUUACGGUGGUCAGACCAAGCCCGUCUUCCACAAGAAGGCCAAGACGACCAAGAAGGUCGUUCUGCGUCUGGAGUGCACCCAGUGCAAGUACCGCUCGCACGUUGCGCUCAAGCGUUGCAAGCACUUCGAGCUCGGUGGUGACAAGAAGCAGAAGAACGCCGCUCUGGUCUUCUAA